AUGAAGAGGAUGCGAGAGCCCUCUGAGAAGUCCAAGAAGGAAAAGAAAGCAAAGUUGGGAGAAUCUUAUGGGUCAAGACCUCCAGUCCCUCUGGCUGGCUCUCCAAGUAAGUCUAUACCUCUCUCCCACUCUGUUAAACUUAAACCUAUUGCUUCUUCUCUUCCCCAAACCACUCAACAACAAGCUCGUGCUCUGGCCUCUCAACAACCAUCACACACUGAACCUGAACCAGAAGCCACUUCCCCACCCCCUGAACAACAAAAUCCAACUACAUCUGAACAGCCUCAAACACCACCACCCGCACAACAACUAAAUCCACCUUCUGAACCACAACCAAUCCACUCACCAUCUGAACCAAAUCCACAACCUGAACAAACAACAUCGUCCCGCUCUGCUAUUCCCACACCACCAACUUCCGUUGCCUCCAUCACUCCCACUCUAAAUCUUGGUGACACCAAUCCACCUUCUCCAUCCUCCCCAGCCUCUGCCAUUGAACCAGAAAAUGCCUUCCCUACCCUAGAAGAAGCAAUAAAAGUUUUUACAGAGUCUUCAGUAGAGAAGAUCAAGUCUCUGACUAUCAACUCCGGCAUCAGUGAUGAUCCCUCUGAAGCUAGGAAGGAAGCAGAAGAGAAAGCUCGCCUGGAAGAAGAACAGAGGAUCAGAGAAGCUGAAGAAAAGGCUGCUGCUGAAGCUGAAGCUGCUGUUGCUGAGGCUAAGGCUAAAGUUAAAGCCGAAGCUGAAGAAGAAACAUGUGUUGCUGCAGAGGAAGUUGCCAAGGCCAGGGCUGAUGAUUUGACCUAG
This is a messenger RNA of Lathyrus oleraceus (garden pea), 801 nucleotides long. Its product is annotated as proline-rich receptor-like protein kinase PERK8. The record is from RefSeq and is a predicted model, not a curated record. The transcript has 3 exons. Bases 1 to 801 code for a protein of 266 amino acids. Lineage: Eukaryota; Viridiplantae; Streptophyta; Magnoliopsida; Fabales; Fabaceae.